CCCACUGCCUCUGGAAGAACACAGCCCAGAAGCCUCAAACGCCCAAGCGUGCCGAAGAAGGAACUAAACCACCAUUUCGUCUCCUUGUUCGCGAAGCCUUCCCAAACCCGCGCCAAACCCCCACCACCACCAAACGAAGGAAGAAGCUGCCGCCGCCGCCGCCGUCGCGAAGCACAAAUCAUGAAGUUCAAGGCCUUCUUCACCGACGACGGUAUCGCCCUACUCGACAAGCGAUUCCUCCCGGCCAUGGACAAGGUGGGCCGCGUCUGCCACGUCUACCUCACGCCCACGCACGCCAUGCUGCUCCACAACCUCCUCGGCCCCACGGCCACGGGGCCCGACGGCGGCGGCCCGCAGUGCGUCGCUCAGUUCGCCAGGGACCUCCUCUUCCGUGAGUACACUGUGUCGUCGCGGAACGAGAACCGCGUCGCCUUCGCUGUCGACGUCUCCCUGCUCCACCGCGCGCUCCGUAGCGCGCUCGCCGUUCACGCGCAGUCGCCCGCCGCCGGGGACGCCCCUGCCGCGAUACAGGUGAAGCUCGUAAACAAGCUGGCCGCGGGAUCACGGGCGGCCGCGCCGUUCCUCACGUUUGAGACCAAAGGCGCCCGCGCUGCUGUCGUGCAGGAUGUGCCCAUCUCGCGCCCUCUGUCACGCUCCGAUGUCGAGCGGUUGCAGGCCGCCCUUGACGCCGCUCAGGAGCUUCCUCAGACUCUUGUCCAGGUUCCUGAUCUGCCUCAGUUCCAGAGCUUAGUGGAUCGUCUAAAAAAUGUUGGUGAUCUGCUAACAGUAGCUGUUACCCAAUACGGUGAUCUCCAUCUACAAGUUUCGACCUCUCUUGUUAAGGUUGGCUCCGAAUUCAGGAAGCUUCGGGUUCUUGGUGAUCGUGCAAAUGCACCUGUUGGUGACCAAAAUUUGACUGCUUCCAUUCGCAUGGAUAUGGCUGUUGAGAGAGGGGAAGCACUUUCAGUGCAAGUGAAUAUGAAGCACUUCGUUAAGAGCCUACACUGCCAUUUGGCCAAGCCAGACUGUACCUUCUAUGGUAUUGCUCCUCAUGGUGCUUGCUUGACUGUGAUAUUCCAGUAUUUCAUCCCGGGAACUAGAUUGACAGACAAAUCCAUUAGCUUCUACUGCAGGCUUCCGGUCCUCGACCCUGGCUCCAGUUAAUUAUUUUACAGUGUGGUACAUAACUUGCUUCAGAUAUCAGCAAAGAAUAUGUUAGGUAAGGCUAUCAGUUAAGCUGGCGUAUCUUUUUUAUUUGUCUCCCUUAUGACUUGUUUGUGGCUUUAAUGUAUUGGCUUGACAGUUAGUGAUCUGCUACUUUAUGUCAAAAAUGUGGAAGCUCAUUGUGAGUUACUGUAUUUGCAAAUUGCUGGCACUUUAAUUUUGACAUUGUACAAUGUACACACAUGCUAGAUUUUUUAGUUUCACUGACCUUCAACCUGUUGCGCUAAAGCUACUAUCAACUUUUUGUAUGUCAAAACCGAUGCUUCACCAUUUUGUUCUGCUGUGACCUGUUGGGUGAU
This is a messenger RNA of Phragmites australis (common reed), 1523 nucleotides long. RefSeq lists its product as uncharacterized. Gene Ontology annotation, cellular component: site of double-strand break; nucleolus; checkpoint clamp complex. Gene Ontology annotation, biological process: meiotic DNA integrity checkpoint signaling; telomere maintenance; nucleotide-excision repair. The record is from RefSeq and is a predicted model, not a curated record. Lineage: Eukaryota; Viridiplantae; Streptophyta; Magnoliopsida; Poales; Poaceae. The transcript is spliced from 6 exons. Bases 181 to 1164 code for a protein of 327 amino acids.